AUGGACUACCGCCUGGAGGGUGUGCAAGGCCUGCCGCCGACUUCGUCCGUGCGCGACGCGGUCUUCGAUGCGAAGGCCGCAGUCCGCUUCCUCGUGAGGCACGCGGCCAGCUACGGCGUGGACCCCGAUCGCAUCGCGGCCUGGGGGACCUCUGCAGGCGCAAUCAUUGCCGCUACUAUGAACUCCGUGCCCGAGGAGGGCCACAGCGGAAGCUCUGGAUACUCGUCUAACGUCACUGCAUCCGUGGGCAUCUCUGGCACCCUGUGGCCGUUUUUGCUGGCUGGGGGUGGCGAUCGCCGCGAACAAGCUGCGAGCACGCCCUGGCUCGACGUGCACGGCGACCGAGACCUUCUUGUGCCGUCAUUCUUGGCGCCGAUGACGUACCUCUUCCGCCGCGCCUGGGGCGCGCCUGCCGCAGCGAACCGCCUGCUCUGGGUGCCGGGCGGGGGGCACGAGCCCUGGACGCAGCCGGCGCGGCCCGGGGAGCAGGAGCCGCGGGCGCUCAUGCGGCCGCACAUCCAGGCGUUCCUGGUGCAGUGGCUGGGGCUGGCGGGAAAGUCGUGCCCAUGGCACGCCGGGAGGCAAAUUCGCGGUGGCGGCCUGCUUCACUAG
This is a messenger RNA of Prorocentrum cordatum, 612 nucleotides long. Lineage: Eukaryota; Dinophyceae; Prorocentrales; Prorocentraceae. The record is from the annotation of a GenBank genome assembly.